Molecule: messenger RNA, 516 nt
Organism: Cariama cristata (Red-legged seriema)
Lineage: Eukaryota; Metazoa; Chordata; Aves; Cariamiformes; Cariamidae
Product: homeodomain-interacting protein kinase 2-like
Exons: 4
Biological process (GO): intrinsic apoptotic signaling pathway in response to DNA damage by p53 class mediator; peptidyl-threonine phosphorylation; smoothened signaling pathway
Cellular component (GO): PML body; cytoplasm; nucleus
Molecular function (GO): protein serine/threonine kinase activity; transcription coactivator activity; SMAD binding
Source: RefSeq, a predicted model, not a curated record
AGCCCCUGAAAUCAUCCUCGGUUUACCGUUUUGUGAAGCAAUCGAUAUGUGGUCGUUGGGAUGUGUCAUUGCAGAGCUGUUCUUGGGCUGGCCAUUGUACCCGGGAGCUUCGGAGUACGAUCAGAUUCGCUAUAUCUCACAGACGCAGGGCUUACCAGCAGAGUAUUUGUUAAGUGCAGGGACAAAGACUACAAGGUUUUUCAACAGGGAUACAGACUCACCGUAUCCUUUGUGGAGGCUGAAGACACCAGAUGAUCAUGAGGCAGAGACGGGGAUUAAGUCGAAGGAAGCAAGAAAGUAUAUUUUCAACUGUUUGGAUGAUAUGGCACAGGUGAACAUGACAACAGAUUUGGAAGGAAGCGAUAUGUUGGUGGAAAAGGCGGACCGGCGGGAGUUUAUAGAUCUGUUAAAGAAGAUGUUGACGAUAGAUGCAGAUAAGAGAAUAACACCCAUUGAAACUCUGAACCACCCUUUUGUCACCAUGACGCACUUGCUCGAUUUCCCUCACAGCACACA